CCCUGACCCGCAGGUCACAAAAUUGAACAUUAUAUACACUUCUUUCUUGCUUAUUUUGUGAAAACUUUAAAAAUAUUCUUGUCCUUAACUCUAGGAUCUAGGGCUACCACAUUUUGUAUGUAGUGAGAUAUAGUAGUUCUCUAUGUGUCCAAUAAUUAUGUUGAUGAAGGUGGCAGUGGUAAUGACUUGAUAUGUCUGUGAGAUAUGAAUGCCAAAGUCUUCGUUUUACAUAACAUGAAUUUUUAUGUAAAAGUGGUGGUUCUUCAUAAAUUCUACAUGUUCUUUGCAAAUGAUGACCUCUACAAAGUUGUUCCAGGAGUACCAUAUUGCCUGACAAUCUUUUGUUUUAUUGUUAACUUAAACUGUACUUGAUUCUAGCAUGCCACUAUACUUCUUUGAAGUAAUUUGAGCAAAUUUCUCACUGUUUAGUACUGUAUACAUUGUUUAAGGUACAUUAUAAUUUCACAUUUUGUAGGUGGACUUCAAUAUGUAUGAUCUACUUAUGCUGCCGCAAUGUAAAGGCAACAAUCACUGGGUUUUGCUGGUUGCAAGUGUUAUGUCCAGGACUGUAACCAUUUACGACUCGUUGGGUGGUAACAACAAGGCCUUGUUCGAUUUGUUCUGCAAGUUCAUGUGUCAACGAGCGCAAAUUGUGAAAGAUGGCUUGGAAAAAAUCAGUUCAGAGUUCAAAGCGCCACCUUGCAACAAACAGCGCCAUGGAAAUAGCUGUGGAGUGUUUGCAUUGAUGACUGCCAAAUGUUUGGUCAUGAAAAAGCAUCCCACAAUGUUGUGACAGGCCCAUGAUUCAGUUUUUCGAGACUAGUCGUGAGACGCAGACUUCUGAUUCAUGGAGUGCGGCAAACAUAUCUGUGCGACUCGAUCACUUUACUGUAAAGACCCGCACGGCAUUAAAAUGGAUAUUAUCAAUAUGUGUUGUUGCUCGAAAAUAUGUUUUUGUAGCAGGAAGUGCUUUGGGCUCGAUUAAUCUGAGAACUCAACAAAAUAUUAUUAAAAUCCUUCUGUGCCUUUUAGUUUUGAAAACAGAAGUAGCCAGUUGGUAUUACACAUCUCCUAAACAAGUACAGCACGAUAAAACUUAAGAUUUUAUAAUCCUUAAUUUUUAUAACGUCUUUAUAUCCACACAAAAAUAUUGAUGAUUGUGGUGCUCAGAUUGCAAAACCACUUGUUUGGCAAAAAUAAUGCAGAUGGUUAGAUUAUGAUAAGUGCAAGAAAAAAAGAAUAACUCUGGAGAUAAUAAUUGAUACGAUAAUCAUUGCUUGACAGAAUCACA
This is a messenger RNA of Dreissena polymorpha, 1291 nucleotides long. Its product is annotated as sentrin-specific protease 1-like. The coding region runs from base 488 to 793 and encodes 101 amino acids. NCBI's taxonomy places the organism in Eukaryota, Metazoa, Mollusca, Bivalvia, Myida, Dreissenidae. The record is from RefSeq and is a predicted model, not a curated record. Gene Ontology annotation, biological process: proteolysis. The transcript has 3 exons. Gene Ontology annotation, molecular function: deNEDDylase activity; cysteine-type peptidase activity.